Molecule: messenger RNA, 342 nt
Organism: Phytophthora infestans T30-4
Lineage: Eukaryota; Oomycota; Peronosporomycetes; Peronosporales; Peronosporaceae
Exons: 1
Coding region: 1-342 (113 amino acids)
Source: RefSeq, a predicted model, not a curated record
AUGAUGAUAAACGAGCACUACAGAGGCGGAAAAAGCAACCGAGAGAUCGGCAGGCUCUUAGGACGCGACGAGAAGGCAAUAAGGAACUACUUGAAGCGCGGGAAGGCGUCCUCGCUGACGAAGAGGACAGGAAGAAAGCCGAAAAUAGUUGGCCGGGAGGCCAGGCGCGUCGUUCGACUGGCAAUUGUUCGAAACCUGUCCGCCCAAGAGAUCGCAGGACUGCUCCCAUCGACACCAAGCAAGUCUACGGUACUCCGCGUACUACGUAGCAACCGCUACGUCACGUACGCGAAGAGAAGACUUACCCCUGCCAUCAAGCCGCUUAUAAGAAGGCUAGGGUAG